UUACCUUCGCCAUAUACAGCUACCAAUUUGCACCAUUCAGAUGAAUAUCCUCCCACCAAUGUCAACAACCACCAUUUCAUCCCCAGGAAAAAAUAUGGUGGUGAUGCGGGAACUGAUGGCUAAAAACCAGGUACAUGAGAUGCCAUAGAAUAGCUACUAGACAGUAUGCUUAUAGUAUUGUGUAUAUUUAUGGUAUAUAAUGCCAUGUUGAUGAAUGAAUCAGUCAGUUAUUAAUUAUUUAUAAAGGACCAAAUAAGGAGAAACUAUUUUGUCUGGAAUGACGUCUUUGCUUCCUUGAACCGUUGGAACUUUCCUGGCUGUCAAAAGUAUCUUUAUAGGAAAGAGGAAGAAGGAGAGGCAUCGGCAGCCACUUUUAUCAUCCACCAACCCAAUCAUAUCGCUUUUUGCACAGUGGCUAUACGUUAGCAACGUAGGGAUCCUACUUCUCCAAAGCUUCGACGACGACUACCCAAUCGGCCCCCCACCGCGUCAAUGAUGGGUUUUAAGGUCAACAGUUUUCCCCAACAGAAAUCUCUGGUGUCUCGCUGAAUCAGCUCCCGUCUUAUGUGCAAAACCAAAAUGGCUGUUGAAGCUUCCGAUCCCAACUCAGCCCGGUCUCGUCCGAGUCAGACCCCCCGAGCUCGACCCACUCCGUCCUCUCGCACGGCCACCAAAACCCCGAAAUUCACCACCAGCUCCUCUUCAGAUCCCUCAACUUCAAAUUACCUACCUACUUCUUCUUAUUCUUCUACAACAAGCACAACGCUAUCCAGCCGAACCUCCCUCUCCAGCCUCCGAGACACACUACCGGAGAACCCUCACCUCUACGACUUAUCCGAGAUUCGCGCAGCUACCAACAAUUUCCUCGCCAAGCGCCACUCCUCCUCCUCCACCCCAUCCUGGCGCGGCUCCUUGCGGGGCCGAGACUGCAUAAUCUUCCAGCGCAAGUUCAGACGCAAAAUCGAGAUGCCACAGCUGAGAGAACGGUUGUCGGUGAUAUGCAGGAGCCACCAUGCGAGUAUAAUUAAGCUCCUCGGGGCUUCAGUCUCAGGAGAUUAUAUAUACCUCGUGUAUGACUUCGUUCACGGCGCUAAUCUCGCCGAAUGUUUGCGGAACCAAAAGAACCCGAAUUUCACGGUCUUGUCUACCUGGAUCUCCAGAAUGCAGAUCGCAACGGAUAUAGCACACGGCUUCGAUUAUAUCCACAACAAAACUGGAUUAAACAUAACUUUUGCUCAUAAUCACUUGAAGAGCAGUAGCAUUAUGGUGACUGAACCGUCAUUUAACGCCAAGAUCUGUCACUUUGGUGCGGCGCAAUUGUGUGGAGAGACGGACGAUAAUGAGGCCAAAACUGUCCGUUCUAUUAGGGGUGAAAUCGAGGAAAUGCUUGAGGAGUCUUCUUCAACGCAACAAUUGAAGAGAUCUGAUAGCAAUAGAAAGCAAUUCGAAGGCGUGAGAGGGUACAUGUCUCCGGAAUUCCAAAGCACAGGUAUCGCAACUCGGAAGUCGGACGUGUACGCGUUUGGAGUCGUAGUCCUGGAGCUAUUAUCAGGUGAUGAGCCUUUCAAGUACAAAUUUGAUAGAGGGAAAGGUGAGUUUAUGAGGACUUCGUUGAUCGAGACGGCAGCAGAUGCGAUCGACAGCGGGGGCGGGGACGGUGGUGGUGAAAGAUUGAGGAGGUGGGUGGAUAGGAGGCUGAAGGACUCGUUCCCGGUGGAAGUCGCCGUGAAGCUAACACGUGUAGCUCUUGAUUGCGUCGACUUGGAUCCAGAUAAACGGCCAGACAUGGGACACGUGGCUGGUAAAAUUUCGAAGUUGUAUUUACAAUCGAAGAGCUGGUCGGAUAAGAUGAAGAUACCGACAGAGAUUUCAGUCUCGUUGGCUCCUAGAUGAGCCGUGGCUGGUUUAAAGUUCAGUCUCUUAAAGACAAAUGGUAGAUUAUAAGGACGAAAAGUAGACGAUGAGAAGCAUGACAGUGUAGGUCAAUCGUUGGAAGGAAGACAGAUCUUUCCACUUUCUGCAUGCUAACUUGCAUGAUUAACGGACAUUUGAAAGAAGAAUUACAACUGACCUUGUCAAACUUCAAAGUGAAGUGCAAAAUUUUCUUUAACACCACUGCAUGCCAUCUAGCCAACAUUUCCCCACCAAUGAGACACCCAAAAGUAAGCACUUCACCAUACAAGCUAACAAAAGUUGUAUACCUAUAUUUGCAAUGUAAUGCCAUCAUAUUCAGUAUUCAAUUACUUGUUUUCUGCGAUUUCUUUUUUCCUUCAAUGAAAAGUUCUAACUGUACUGUA
Messenger RNA from Tripterygium wilfordii, 2297 nucleotides. Its product is annotated as lysM domain receptor-like kinase 3. Gene Ontology annotation, molecular function: protein kinase activity; ATP binding. Bases 565 to 1893 code for a protein of 442 amino acids. The transcript is spliced from 2 exons. The record is from RefSeq and is a predicted model, not a curated record. Gene Ontology annotation, biological process: protein phosphorylation. Lineage: Eukaryota; Viridiplantae; Streptophyta; Magnoliopsida; Celastrales; Celastraceae.